AUGAGUUCUUUUACAAGUAACAGAGAUUUGGUUCAUAAGAUCAUCCCGACUUUAACUUUAAGCGAUUUAUCUACUGGUCUAAAUGAUAUUGAGAAUGAUAUAGAUUACUUGUUAAGCUGGUUAAGCCCUUACUAUCCAAUUCCAGAAUGGAGUCAAAAAGAGCCUUCUUCCAGAAUAAAGGCGGCUAUUAGAAGCUGUCUUAAAGAUUUGAACGGAGAACUUACAUUUAUUAAACUAUACAUCAAUUCGGUUAAUAACAGUUUCAUGUUGCAUUUUAAGACCGAAGGGCUAGAUCUCUUUCAAAUUUUCAAUCAAAUAAGGAGAAUAUUGAACUACUACGAAUGGCAUUUGAACUAUCUAAAUUUGGACAGUUUGCCACGAGAUAUCUUCCAAAGAAAUUUGCAUACUUUAUUUUACAACGCCUUAAUUAAAGAAAGCCAACUUUUGGACCAUCUAAGGUCCUAUUUAAAAAUAAAUUUAUUUGAUUCUAGCAGCCCAAAAAAUGACAAGCUUUCGGAUGCCCUUGCUAUUUUGAUUUCAAUUAAUUUCACGGAUGAACUUAAUUUUAUAAUCGUUCAAUUGUCAAUUGCCAAAAUUAAGGAAUAUGUAUUGAGAGUCUGUUCAGAUGUGUUGAAUGAACCUUUCUUGGAGAAAAUAAAAGGCUUUGUCGAGAAUGAAAUUUGGCCCAGCUUUCAUAUAAUCAUGACGCUUUCAAAUAACGAUCAAAUAUUCUUGUAUGAUCUUAUAAAAAUAGCAUGCGAUGAAUUAGUUUCUCUAAGGAUCAGUGAGAUUUAUAAGAUGGUGCAUGACUAUCCUCAGAGCAAGAUUAGUCUCUUUGAACUAUACCAGUGUCUUAAUUACUCAAUUCCUCAAACCAAUAUCAAGACACGUUUUAGCACAUUGAUGAAUUAUUCGACAUACAGCCAAGCUUACCAAAGGACGACUCUUGUAGAAACCUUUAUUCAGCGGUGUAAUGAAAAUUUGCUUCAUUCUGGUACUAACACCGUCGACGUCAUCACCACUUAUACAAAGACGAUUCGUGCAUUUUUAAUUAUAGAUCCGAAAGGGGUUCUUCUUGAUAAAGUUAUCAGACCAAUUCGAAGAUAUCUUAAGACCCGUGAUGAUAUUAUUAUCAAAUUAGUACAUGGACUUUUGGAUGAUAGCGACACGAACGAGUUAAGAGACCUUGCAGUAGAAUUAAGGAGACAGGAUAGCGAACUAUUCAGUAAACGCAUUGUUAUCGAUGAGAAUAUAGAUUUGCAUUGGACUCCUGAUCCAAUAGACGCAUUACCAGACUUCAAAAAGGGGAAGCUUACCGACAUUAUAGAAUCCUUGAUUUCUAUUUUCGAUUCAAAGGAUAUUUUCAUUAAUGAGUUUACCAAAUUGUUUAGUGAGCGAUUGAUUAAACAAUUUGAUUACAACGUCGACGAAAUAGUUGAUUAUUUACUGCUUUUGAAGCUCAGAUUUGGGAAAAACGAAUUCACAACUUUGGAUGUAAUGAUAAGAGACAUCAAAGAGAGUCGGCUUAUAAAUGAUUUGCUAUAUUCUAGAUCCUCAUCUCCUCAGUCAAACUUUCAGUCUACAAUAUUGUCACACAAUUACUGGAAUCAUUUGAUGGAGAGUAUAUCGGCGCAGAAUGACAACUUCAAGUUGCCAGAAUCGAUUUACCAAGACUUCAAAAACUUCAGUGACAGUUAUCUGGAGUUGAAGAAAGGACGAUACCUAAAACUAUUGCCACACUUGGGAUUAGUCAAAAUCGAAUUAUCUUUGAACAAUAAGACUUUGAAUUUUGAAACUUCACCCGAUAGGGCGUCUAUAAUCACGUUGUUUAACGACAAGUCUGACCCAUUACUGUUGGACUUCGUGGUUCAGGAGCUUAAAAUGACACCUUUCAUUGCAUCUCAAGCUUUACAGUUUUGGGUAAAGCAAGAAGUGCUCCUCGAGGUAACAAGAGAUUUAUAUAUAGUUAAUGAAGAUGCAGACACUGAGCCGAUGUUGGAACUCACUAGCCCUUCAGAAAAGGAUAUCUUAAGUGCGGAUCUGAAACAUCUUUCAAUAAAAUCACACGAGAGCUUGCAAGGAUUGUUUCCAUAUAUUCAUGGUAUACUCAAUAACUUGGGUCCGGUUACCUUCGAUAGAAUCAAGGAUCUAUUAAAAGUUACUGUCCCCAAGGAGGUUAUGAACAUGGAAGCAGUUACUAAUAUAUCCCUUGAGGAAUAUCUCGAUGGGCUAGUUGAUGAUCAAAAGAUAAAUUUCUCCAACAGUUGCUACUCUUUAAAAACUUAA
Priceomyces carsonii is the source of this 2286-nucleotide messenger RNA. Its product is annotated as anaphase promoting complex subunit 2. NCBI's taxonomy places the organism in Eukaryota, Fungi, Ascomycota, Pichiomycetes, Serinales, Debaryomycetaceae. Gene Ontology annotation, molecular function: ubiquitin protein ligase binding. The coding region runs from base 1 to 2286 and encodes 761 amino acids. The record is from RefSeq and is a predicted model, not a curated record. Gene Ontology annotation, biological process: ubiquitin-dependent protein catabolic process; metaphase/anaphase transition of mitotic cell cycle; protein K11-linked ubiquitination. The transcript has a single exon. Gene Ontology annotation, cellular component: anaphase-promoting complex.